AUGGCUCGCUCAGCAGCGAAUGCCACCAGGUUCACAGCGACUAAACCUCACGCCUAUUCAAAUCCGAACCCUUUUCGACCGAUCCCUCAGUCCCUCAACACACCCUUGACCGCAGAGCCUGGAUCUGUACCCAGACCACCUCCUCCACCAAAGCCAGAGACACCGCAAGAGAAAGUCGCUCGACUACGAGCUCUGAGAACCGCACAGCGCAAUGCCGCACUACCGAUAUGGGACAGAAUAGUACUUCGUGGCCGCAAAUGGGCGGACAGAGCUCACAAAGUCACAGCUCUCAGUCUCAUAGGAGCAGGUGGUAUGCACUUCCCUCUUAGUACAGGCAUUUGUUUUUUCGUUGGCACUUUCGCUAUCGGUGACAUGCUGAUCCACAAUCGGCGCAAACGAACCGCUUUCAUAAAUGAACAGCAUCGAAUAUAUUCUUCCCGACUUCUCGCCGCAAUUGAGACUGAAAAGGCCGGCAUAACCCUCACACCCGAGCAAGACCUUGUCCUCACCCGAGAGCGAGCAAAUGCAUUGGCAGAGCAAAAGAAGGAUCAGAAAAGGAUGAGGCCGAAGAUACGCAAUUUCUUUAUGGGCGGAUUGAAAGAGGAGGAUAGACCUGGUCCAGCGCCAAUACCGACAGAGGACAGGGAAAGGAUAGAGAAGCUCAGCGAGGGGAAGAUACCGACUGAGGCAGAGGUCCUGGAAUUACUAGGAGUCGGCUCGUUCGAUACACUGGCGGCAUUGCAGGGGAAAAGACAGGCUGAUAUGGACGCUGGAAGGAAGUUAGUGGUGUCGGAAAGUGUUGGUCCGAUAACGGAGAAAUUAGAAGAGACAAAGAGGGAAGCAGAGCAGGAAAUGAAUACAGAAAGGGGUAGCAGCGUUGGUGGUGUGUUUGAUCAGAUGGCAGACAACCUAGUGAGACGAAUGAAGGGCGAGGAAAGUCACAGGAAGGUGAAUUGA
Bacidia gigantensis is the source of this 957-nucleotide messenger RNA. RefSeq lists its product as uncharacterized. NCBI's taxonomy places the organism in Eukaryota, Fungi, Ascomycota, Lecanoromycetes, Lecanorales, Ramalinaceae. The record is from RefSeq and is a predicted model, not a curated record. Bases 1 to 957 code for a protein of 318 amino acids. The transcript has 2 exons.